AUGAGCACGUACACGGUGACGCUGAACGGACCGGCGCCGUGGGGUUUCCGGCUGCAGGGCGGAAAGGAUUUCAACAUGCCCCUCACCAUCUCCAGGAUAACCCCUGGGAGCAAGGCGUCGGGCGGCAGCCUGGCGCAGGGCGACAUUAUCACGGCCAUCGACGGCCUCAGCACUGACGGCCUGACGCAUUUGGAGGCUCAGAACAAGAUCAAGUUGGCCACUACCAGACUCGUGCUCAGCAUGCAGAAGUCAAGACGUCCUGCGCCUGUUCCGACGGCAACCCCCAGGAUGGACUCCCCCAUGCCUGUCAUCCCCCACCAAAAGGUCAUCGCCAACACACCAGCCAACGUGGAGUACACGCCUAGCUUCAACCCCAUAGCCCUGAAGGACUCAGCCCUGUCCACCCACAAGCCCAUCGAAGUGCGCGGCCCCGGCGGCAAGGCCACUAUCGUGCACGCGCAGUACAACACGCCCAUCAGCAUGUACUCGCAGGACGCCAUCAUGGACGCCAUCGCCGGCCAGUCGCAGGCCAAAGGUCACGAGGGUGCGGUACUGCCUAUGAAGGACCCGGUGGUGGAUUGCGCCUCGCCCGUUUAUCAGGCGGUCAUCCGGCCCAGCGACAACGCCCUAGACUUGUCUGAGUGGGCCCGCCGUGCCGCCAACCUGCAGUCAAAGAGCUUCAGAAUGCUGGCCCACAUCACCGGAACUGAAUACAUGCAAGACCCGGAUGAAGAAGCUCUGCAGAAGUCAAGAGAGAAGUUCGAGUCGGAAAUGAAAGGUCCUCGCUUCGCCAAGCUGAGGAAAUGGCACCACGGAUUGUCCGCACAGAUCCUCAACGUCCAACAGUAA
Messenger RNA from Nerophis lumbriciformis (worm pipefish), 849 nucleotides. The record is from RefSeq and is a predicted model, not a curated record. Lineage: Eukaryota; Metazoa; Chordata; Actinopteri; Syngnathiformes; Syngnathidae.